AUGUUCAUCUCACAACCUACAAGGUCAACUUGCAUUGGAAUUGACUUAGGAACAACAAAUUCAUGUAUGUGUGUUUUUGAUAAAACAACACCUCGAAUUCUUGAGAAUGCAGAAGGAAAACGAACAACACCAUCUUGUGUUUCUUUUACACCAACAGGAAUAUUAGUUGGAGAAGCAGCAAAACGAAUGGAAGCAUUACAUCCAACAACUACUAUCAGUGGAAUUAAGAGAAUGAUAGGAUGUCAAUACAAAAAUGAUAAACAAGAAAGAAGACCUUAUAAAAUUGUUAAAGGAAGGAAUGGAGAAGGAUGGAUUCACAUUAAUGGGAAGACAUAUUCUCCAACAGAAAUUUCAUCAAUGAUUCUUAAGAAAUUAAAAAAAGAUGCAGAAGCUAAACUAGGGAAAAGAGUAGAUGAAGCAGUUAUCACAUGUCCAGCAUAUUUUAAUGAUGCACAAAGACAAGCUACUAAAGAUGCAGGAACACUUGCAGGAUUAAAAAUACAAGAAAAUGAAGGAAAGAAUAAUGCAGUUUAUGAUCUUGGAGGAGGAGCAUUUGAUAUUUCUAUUCUUAAUAUUAAUAAAGGGAUUUUCCAAGUUAAAGGAACUAAUGGAGAUACAAUGCUUGGAGGAGAAGAUUUUGAUAAAGCUAUUUGUCAAUACAUUGAGAAAGAAUUUGAAAGAAAAUAUAAACGAAAUCUUCAAGGAAAUAAAAAAGGAAUUAGUAGAAUUAAAGAAGUAGCAGAGAAAGUAAAAUGUGAAUUAACAUCAAGUGAAGAAAGUAUAAUUUCAUUACCAUAUCUUGAUGGACAAGAUUCACUUGAAAUUACAAUUAAUAGAAGAAAAAUUGAAGAAUUAUGUAAAAAAAUUUGUAAAAGAACAGAAUAUCCUUGUAUUCAAUGUAUGAAAGAUGCAAAAUUAAGAAAAAAAGAUAUUAGUGAUGUUGUACUUGUUGGAGGAAUGACAAGGAUGCCUUUAAUUCAAAAUACUGUUCAAGAAAUUUUUGGAAAAAAACCAUGUAAAAAUAUCAAUCCUGAUGAAGCUGUUGCCAUUGGAGCAGCAAUUCAAGCAAGUAUUAUUGAAGGAAAGAAAAAUGACAUUAUUCUUGUUGAUGUUACACCAUUAACUUUAGGAAUUGAAAGUUAUGGUGGAGUGAUGACACCAUUAAUCCAUAGGAAUACAACAAUCCCUACAUCAGUUUCAAAAGAUUUCACUACAUCAAUGGAUAAUCAACAAGAAGUAGAUAUUAAAGUAUUUCAAGGAGAACGUAGAGUUACAUCAAAAAAUAAAAAAUUAGGAGAAUUUAAAUUGGUUGGAAUUCCUCCAGCAAAGAAAGGUAUACCAAAAAUCCAAGUUACAUUUGAUAUUGAUGUUAAUGGAAUAGUAAAAGUUUCUGCUCUUGAUAAAGGAACAGGAAAGAAAACAGGAAAUCAAGUUAAAUCGAAUGGUGGUUUGAAUGAAGAUGAAAUUAAUCGACUAGUUAAGGAAGGAGAAGAACAUGCUACUGAAGAUAAGAGAAAAGAAAAUUUAAUUCUUCACAGACAACGAUUAAAAGAAAUUAUUCAUUAA
Molecule: messenger RNA, 1566 nt
Organism: Entamoeba dispar SAW760
Lineage: Eukaryota; Evosea; Mastigamoebida; Endamoebidae
Product: heat shock 70 kDa protein, mitochondrial precursor, putative
Exons: 2
Coding region: 1-1566 (521 amino acids)
Biological process (GO): protein refolding; cellular response to unfolded protein
Cellular component (GO): cytoplasm; mitochondrion
Molecular function (GO): ATP-dependent protein folding chaperone; heat shock protein binding; ATP binding
Source: RefSeq, a predicted model, not a curated record